Messenger RNA from Elaeis guineensis (African oil palm), 2865 nucleotides. RefSeq names its product probable disease resistance protein At5g63020. The record is from RefSeq and is a predicted model, not a curated record. Lineage: Eukaryota; Viridiplantae; Streptophyta; Magnoliopsida; Arecales; Arecaceae. Gene Ontology annotation, molecular function: ADP binding.
AUGAAUCUCCUUCCUUUGGGCAUAAUCGUUCAGUUUUUUGCCCCAUAUUGGAAGUCUUUAGGGCUGCCCAUUCUAGAAGCUGCGGAUGUUGCAGGGAAGCUGAUACCUCUCAAGGAAGCUAUUAUCCCGGGCAUUAGAUAUCUCGGCGACAGUGGAGAAAAUAUAAAAGCUCUAACCGACGCCAUGGAUAGAUUGAAAGCUACAAGAGCGGGUAUCACGGAUGAUAUCAACAUCGCCGAGAGAGAAGGGAGCAAGCGCACGCCGGAAGUCGACAACUGGCUCAGGAGGGUGGAAGCGGAAGCAGGUGAAGCCGCCAAAAUGGAAGAAGCCUGCCGGAAGAGGAAGAGCGUGCUGGGAGUCCCCCUCAACUGGGUCUCGAGCUACAAAGACGGCCAGAGAGUCAGGAAGAAAGCUAAGGUGGUGGAGGAGCUGCAAACUGAAGCAAGUUCUAUCGUCAUCACGAGGAGGUUGCCACCGUCAUCAGUCCAGGAGAUGCCUACCGUUCCCAGGAUGGUAGGAAUUGAGUCGUAUAAAAACGACGUUCUGCUCCACCUUGCUAACGAUAGCAUGGGCAUCAUCGCGAUUAGGGGCAUGGGCGGGGUCGGCAAAACCACUCUCCUGAGAGAAGUCAACAACAGUUUCCUCCCCGGCAGUGAGAGGAGCUCGGAGUUCGACCAUGUGAUAUGGACGGUGGCCUCCAGAGAGUGUACUCUGGAGAAGCUUCGGGAGGGAAUAGCCGAGAAUUUGGGACUGAAGCUGAAGAAAUAUAGACAGCCACCAAACACGGUCCUCUUCGAGAAGCUCAAGAGCAAGAACUUCCUGUUGCUACUGGAUGACAUGUGGAGAGGCUUCGAGCUGGAGGAUGUGGGGAUCCCACGUCCCGGCACCGGAGGGAAUCAGUAUAAGCGUAAAGUUAUACUCACUACCCGAUUGCUGGACGUGUGCAGAAAAAUGAGCGCCGACGUUGAGAUCGAGAUGAACUGCUUGGGGCAGCCAGAGGCACUGGAUCUGUUCAAAUUUCAUGUCGGUGAGCAGACAUUCAGCUCUCACCCUGACAUAAUUGACCUUGCAGGGGUGGUUGCGGAGGAGUGCAGAGGCUUGCCGCUUGCCCUCAAGACGAUCGGAAGCGCCAUGCGCCACCAGAGGGAACCCAAACACUGGAGGCAUGCAAUCGAGUUGCUGAAGGACUCUAAGCAUGCUGAGAUCCAGGAAAUGGAGAUCCUACCCGAGGAGGGUGAAGAAAGAGAUAUGUUUCGCAUAUUAAAGCUUAGCUAUGACAAUUUGCGUGAUGACAUGACGAGGCAAUGCUUCUUGUCCUGUUGCUUGUGGCCCGAAGACUAUCUAAUUGAGAAAGCUGAGCUUAUAGAAUGCUGGAUGGGUCUAGGCUUAAUCGACGAAUCGAAUGGGAACUUGCUAUGGGGUCGCGAUCACAUUAGAAUCCUGGAAGAAGUAUGCUUACUGGAGCCUAGUGCCGAUAAAGAAAGGGUGAGAAUGCAUGAUGUUAUUCGAGACCUAGCACUAUGGAUCGCUUCCGACUGCGGGCGGAAAAAGAAUAAAUGGUUGGUUCAAGCUGGUGUUGGUCUGACGGAAGCAAUACAUGUGAAACAGAAAUGGAUUGGAGCAGAAGGAGUAGAAAGAAUAUCGCUAAUGCAAAAUAAUAUACAAAUGUUGCCCCGGUACCUUCCUGAUCGGCCCAAUCUCAAAGUCUUGAUGCUCCAGAUGAACUAUGAUCUUAGAAGGAUCCCACCUGACCUUUUCCAAUCCCUGCCUUCUCUAACUUAUCUAGAUUUAUCCUAUUCCGCAUUGGAGGAGUUACCAAAAGAGAUUGGCGUACUAGUUCAGUUGCAGUAUCUUAAUUUAUCCUGGUCAAACAUCAAAGCAUUGCCGAAGGAGCUGGCAUGUCUUAAAGGGCUGAAGUACUUGCUUCUGAGACAGAUAGGUCUCUUGAGAAUACCUCGUGGUGGGAUAUCAAAUCUUUCUAAGCUGCGGCAGCUUGAUCUCUUUGGAACCAUCUGGGAAGUGGAAAGUAGCAGAGGUUGUGGUAAUGAAGGGAAUGUAGCACGUUUGGAAGAGUUGGAAGAACUGAACUCGAAGGUGAUGUCGUUGACAAAGCUUGGAAUCGUGGUAAAUGAAGUGCGAACCCUCCAAAUUCUCUCCAGGUUAGACAACAUAGUUACUCGUUGCCUCGGAAUAUGGUGCAAGUUGGCAUCCAUCCAGUUGACACCAUCUAUCGUUAAAGCCCAACUUGGAAGCCUCAAAAUGUUGAAGGGCCUGCAGAAGCUGAAGAUCAAAUCCUAUAGCUUAGUGGAGCUGGAGGUGGAUGGCGAGGACCAGGAUGAUGAUAUGGAUUGGCAACUUCCACAUCUUGAGAAUCUCUACCUCCAUCGCCUCAUGAAAUUAAAGGCGGUAAAGUGGAGGAGAGUAUCGAUCUCAGAUUUCCUUCCGCAGCUGCGGGAAGUAACGAUUGAUUACUGCAGUGAGUUAGAGAAUGCCAACUGGGUUCUGCAGCUCCCACAGCUCGAGUCUCUAAAGAUAGUAUGCUGCUCCAAAAUGCGGCAAGUGAUCGACGAUUCAGUUGGCAGCCAUGUUGGCUAUAACUCGGCGCUUGCCUUCCGUUGUCUUAGGAUAUUAAAACUGCAAAAUUUAUCCCGCUUAACCAGCAUCUGUGAUCAGGCAAUCAAGUUCCCUUCUUUGGAAAUCAUUGAAAUUGAACAUUGUGACAAGCUGAUGCAGCUGCCCGUCAAGAUCAUGGGGAGCAGCUUACGGGAGAUACUUGGCAGUGAAGGAUGGUGGCAAAGCUUACAAUGGCAGGAUGAGAACAUCAAAGCCUCCCUCCUCCCUUAUUUCAGAAGAAGGGUAAUAUAG